Molecule: messenger RNA, 1738 nt
Organism: Trichogramma pretiosum
Lineage: Eukaryota; Metazoa; Arthropoda; Insecta; Hymenoptera; Trichogrammatidae
Exons: 5
Coding region: 248-1546 (432 amino acids)
Source: RefSeq, a predicted model, not a curated record
UCGUCGUCGUCGUCGUUGGUCGCAGUUGCCGUCGAGUCGAACUCUAAACGCAUCUCUAAAACGCUCCACAGCGCACAUCUCCCUGCCUUUAAACUCGCGCGCCCGCGCAAACCUCUCUGUAAUGUUAAUACGGAUGAGUGACAGUUUAGCUGCGGAGCGCCGAUCGUUCUAGUUCCGCGCGUUUUGUGAGCACUGAGUUCCGUAUAUAGUCUUUCUCCUCGCCUUUCCGUGUCAUAGCCAGCGAACUAUGGAAGAUCAAGAAAGGAGCGUGAGACUGACGCUGGAGCGACUGCGCGAGCUGUUCGCCAAGGAGGAGCCGGACAUAGAGAUCCUGAGCUCGGACGAGGCCCCGGGCUCCGGGCGCGGCGACAAUUACACGUCGAUGCUUUACCGGCUGGAGGUGCAGGGCCGCAAUCGGCGCACCAGCCAGCCCUGGAGCAAGUCCAUCAUCUACAAGGUGCUGCCCGAGUCGAAGGAGCGCCGCGAGCUCUACAAGAGCGAGCUGCUCUUUCGCAACGAGGUGGUGUUCUACACGAAGGUCUGGCCGGAGCUGGCGCAGCUCCAAGCCGACGGUCGGCCGGUCUUCAAUGGCGUGGCCAAGGUCUACCUGGCGCAGCACGAUCUCAUCGCCAUGGAGGACCUGCGGCCCAAGGGCUACAAAAUGGCCGACCGCGUCAAGGGCCUGCAGCUCGACGACCUGAGGCACGUCCUCAAAGCCCUGGCUGGCUUUCACGCGCUCAGCUUGAGCCUCAAGGAUCUGAGACCGGAAACGUACGCGCGACUCUCGCGGAUGGACAACUCGGACUCGGAGUCGGGCUCGGAGAGCAACGAGGCCGUGCAGGAGGCUCUCUUCCGAAUGGAGAACAAAGAGUGGUACCGCACUUAUUACCGCAUAGCCACGAGCAACGCGCUCAAAAUGCUGGCCGACGGACUGGCCGCCGACCGGAAGGACGAGGUGAUCGCCAAGUUCCGAGCUUUCGUCGACGAGAAGCGCUUCUUCCGGGAGAUGUGCGAGCUCGUCUCGACCCAGGGACCACUGAGCGUCUUUUGUCACGGCGAUUGUUGGACCAACAACUUUUUGUUCAUCGACAAAGACGUGCCCGACGCCGAGGUUGUCUGUUUGGUGGACUUUCAACUGACGCGAGUCGGCUCUCUGGCGCUCGACUUGGCCUACGUGCUUUACUGCUCCACGAGCGGUGACGUGAGAAAAGCUCACAUGACCUCGCUACUGCAGCACUACCAUCGUCACUUGAUGUCGGCGCUCAAUGCUCUCAACCCGAGCUGCACCAGAGACCCCGACCACAUGUGGAAGCUCUUGAACGACGAGAUGCGACGCUGCAGUCGCUUUGGACUCGGUCAAGCUCUCGACAUGCUACCCAUCAGCACGUGUACCAGCGACGAGGCCCCGGACUUGUACGAGGACCAGAAUACCGACGACGAGGAGAAAGCUGAAGGUGGUUACAGGGCCCCACCGCCCGGCAACGCGCAGUGCACGAGGCUCAUGACGGAUCUCGUGCUUGAGCUCGUUGACAGCGGCGUCAUUUAGUCUGUCUAUUUUUGCCGAGACCAAGUUUCAUCGGUUCUUCGCGCGCUGCAUUGCUCGUUAUUUUCGUGCUUUGGGCUCCUGAAAAAAAUAUCUUAAUCACGCGGGAGCAGAAUGUAUUGCAGUUUUUUGCUUGUCAAAAGUAUACGUGUUGACAGUUUAACAGAAAAAUCUGAGCACACAUAUCUAUAAAAA